GAAAUGAAGACAUUCAACAUAGGGGUGCACAAGCUCAUAAAGCAGAGUAAAAGGCCUUCGUUCUUCCAGAAAUUAAGUUAAGCAAAUGUAAAUCAGCAUUUUCAGGGCACAUGGAGAAAAGAAGGAACACCAGCUCACCUCCAACAGACAUGCCAAGUAGAGGACUUCCGUAACAGUAAAAGGCAGGGGCCAAGGCUCAGAGCCUUUGCACAAGAAACGGCCCAGGAGCCCAAAUGGACUAAGAAGACACCAGCUUCCAACAUGUUUGGGGAAGCCCCCAGUUGACAAGAAGUGUGGUUCCGUAGUUAUUGUCACAAAGUAUCCCAAAGCUGAUCUUCUCCAUCCUGAAUGUUGCACUGGGACCCUCACCCUCGCCAGAUCUCAGUCCCAGCAGUGAGAGAAAGUCCAGUCCCUGCGAAGAUCUGUGAUUAGAUGACUGAACCCGCUCUCUGCCCAUGACGCAGGUGACUUGCAGGAUUAGUUGGUGACCCACAGAGCCACACACACAGCUGGCCCAGGAUUUGGAGAAGCAGAUGGAGAAGACUGGGCUGGAGCAAGAGGGACAGUGGACUCACAGCUGCCACACACCAACGAGCCCUGACUAUCUGAGAUCGGCCGAGAUGACUGAGGUGAUGAUGAACACCCCAUCCAUGGAGGAAAUUGGCCUCAACCCCCGAAAGGAUGGCCUUUCCUAUCAGAUCUUCCCUGACCCGUCAGACUUCGACCGCUGCUGCAAACUGAAGGACCGUCUUCCCUCCAUCGUGGUGGAGCCCACAGAGGGGGAGGUAGAGAGCGGGGAGCUCCGGUGGCCCCCCGAGGAGUUCUUGGUCCAGGAGGAUGCGCAGGGUAACUGUGAAGAGACACCGAACGAAGACAAGGAACAGUAGAGUCCACGCCGGCUCCCACAGGGUCACACCAGACAGCAUCUGUACCUGAACUGUGUUCUUUCCCGCUACCAUGGAAGGAGAGCAUGAGCCACAGUAGUUCUGAAAAAGUCAGAUGAUGGCUUCCGUUUUGCACCUGCAAAUCACUGAGUUGGUUUUCUUUUCUUUUCUUUUCCUUUUUUGAGAUGUCGGGCAGCGGAGCCCUCUGCGACAACAUGCCAGACCUUUGAGAAAGGAAGCUGCUUAGAGCAGGGGUUGGGGGGUGUGGGGAGGCGGGCGUCUUGGAGAUCUUUAUCUGAACUCAAGCAGGCCUGGGGCAGCCGUGGGAUUCCAGUGGGCUCUGGGGGUGGGGUGGGGUGGGGGGAUGUGCAAAGCUAGCAAGGAACGUCUGGGACAAGAAAACAAACAGGAGAUGAAAGAGAAAAUACACAUUUUAAAGAAAACAUUGAGCAGAGAAGUGCAGCCAGGAAGUACCUACCCAGCAAGCAUUCGCUCUGGCUGCUGGGACAUCAGACAACAAAGUCUUCAUCUCUCUCUAGUUUUGCCCGCUGCCAGCCUUUGUUUUUGUUUCAGGUGUGUUGGUCUAUAACGGGGAGGCAGGCAGAGGAGAGCAGUGGAGGCUGGCUACCUGCAAAGCCAGCUGGAGGUGAUGCCGAUGCCAGGAACGCCUCCCGUUUCCUUCUCCGGACCCUCCCCUCAGGCCCUAGCAGGUGCGCGUGGCCCUGUAAUCUGGAGGUUUUUAAAGAGGCUGCAAUGUUGAGCGCUCCCCUGAUUUAUCCUUUUUGCCCCCCAGCCCUUCUGGAAGUAGCGAGAGCCCUUCCCACCCUUGUUGGAGGGCCGAUGGAGAUGCUUGGACACCCAGGUCCAUCCCCACCUGCUCCCCCCAGACUUGCUUUCCCUUUGGGCAGAGGCACAGAGUGGUGGGCUCCCCCAGGCUGGCCCUUCCUCCUCCUCGUCUCCACCCUCCCAGCCCUGGCACAGCGGUCAGGCCGGGUGGCUGCCAGCCCUGCCGCAGAUUCCAGCCAGCCUGGCCUGCCACAGCACCCAUUCCCACGUGGGAUCUUGGCCUCUUUUUCCGGUGGGAGCUGAAUGGCGAACGGAGGAGGCUUUUUCUGUUUUGUUGUGGGGGAAGUGAGCUUUAACGCAGGUCCUGAGAGCUGGCAGAGCCUGGGAGUUAUUGGAUGGCAGUGACAGGCUCUCAUGCAGCAGCCUGGGGAUUGAAUUUGAAACUAAAGGGUGUCAUGAGAUCUUGGGCUUCUUCCACGGUGUUCCUGGAUGCAGGGGCGAGGAUGAUGGCGCAUCAUCCCUCCUCACCUCCCACCUGACCCCUGCAAGGGCAAGUUGCAAGAGAAGGCUAGCUUGGACUUAGAGCUUCUCGUCAUAGUUAAGAACCAUCUGGAGCUGCAAAGAUUGCAGGACGAGCCCUUCCAACCAUCUCUAUCUCAGAGCAGGACGGUGCAGUCAAGAGGUGAGCUCAAGACCCUCCCUGGGGCUGAACUCGGCCAACGGAGGCACCCACCAUGUCCCCUCAGGGCUCCAGUCAGUCCAGCUUGAUCCCAGUUGGGACAUGAGUGUAGAGUUGUACUUAAUACCUCAAGGUUAGUGUGGCUCUGGAGAACGCUGGUGCAGGAGGCCCAGCGUGUGCUGUUGUCGCAUCAGCAGGACUUGGUCCUGGGAAGCCACUGCUCACCCCCUCACCCCUCUGCCCCCAACCUCUGUGUUGUCUGCUUGUGUUGCACACACCGAUGGCAAUAACUUCCUCCAGCUCCUCGAGCAAGUGGGAGGGGCCUGCAGCCUGCCCUGCGAGGGGGCUUCUCACUCUCCCUCUCCUUCUGUUUUGGCUGCAGGGAGCCUUUCCCAGUUACCCUCACACCCCCGCAGCUGCAGUUCUCAUCCCGUGCCUCCCUGUGUGGAUGGGGUCUUGCCUUUGAAAAUCCCAUGUUUCUGUGUCCCCCUCUCACCUGCUCCCCUGUAUCAUCUGUCCUGGUCUUGCCGUCUGAUGGGAACGUGCUUGUAAACUGCAUAACAAAUCUACUUUGUGUAUAUGUGUGUUUAUGGGGGUGGUUUAUUAUUUUUGCCGGUCGCUAGACCCCUUUGUAUGGUCACGUGGAGUCUGAGCAGGCCAGGGGCUGACAGCUUAAGUCAGGACCCUCAGUGGCGAGCCUCUUGGGGCGACCCAGCUGCUCUUGGACAAGUGGCUGAGCUCCUGUCUGGCCUCCUCUUUUUUUUUUUUCAGUAACUUGUGUGUAUUUCUAACUGAUGCUAUUGAAACAAAACAAAAAACCCCCUAGUAUUUCAGUAAAAAUGCCUGUUGUAAGAUGAACCUCCUGUAACUUCUAUCUGUUCUUUUUUGAGGCUCAGGGAGAAACUAGCAUUUUUUUUUCCAAACUACUUUUUGUCACUGUGACAGUUGUAAAUAAAGUUUGAAAAUGCUUUCCA
Physeter macrocephalus (sperm whale) is the source of this 3323-nucleotide messenger RNA. RefSeq names its product LBH regulator of WNT signaling pathway (gene LBH). Lineage: Eukaryota; Metazoa; Chordata; Mammalia; Artiodactyla; Physeteridae. Gene Ontology annotation, biological process: positive regulation of DNA-templated transcription. Bases 534 to 887 code for a protein of 117 amino acids. The transcript has 6 exons. The record is from RefSeq and is a predicted model, not a curated record. Gene Ontology annotation, cellular component: nucleus.